AUGUUCGUUGCCAGAUGCGGUGGCUCUGAGCUGCAUGGCUCAUGUCUCGAGAUUGGACCUAGCGGCGUUAGCUACCGGUCUCUGGUAGUUUCCCCAGAGCUCCGGCAGUUGAGAUAUGAGAUGGGUUGCUUCGAGGCAUGUCUCUACGUCUGCUUGCGCAUCUUUCCCGAACGAAACCCACGCUGGUUCAUCCUCCACCCAUUGCAACGACGCCUGAAAGCUCUCCCGGUGUAUCAUGCUCCAGAAUCAUCAUCCUCUUUCGUGACGUUGGGUCUUGGGGUCUAUGUUAUCGGUGGGCUCGUCAACGGCAAACCAACUUCCGAUGUAUCGUAUUUCGAUUGUUACGAGCACACAAUGUACUCGAUGCCGCCCAUGAAGAUGGCUCGUGCUUCCGCUUCGGCAAGACUGAUAGACGGCAAGAUAUACGUGUUUGGAGGCCUCGGGGUUGAUGAGGCUGAGGCUGAUUCCUCAAACUGGGCAGAGGUAUUCGACGUAAAGACCAAAACUUGGGACUUGUCGUUUGUGUUCACGCCCAAGAUGCCCCUCAAUAUCCAACAUAGCGUGGUGAUAAACGAGGAGAAGAGGGUUUUCGCGGUGGAUAAGGAUGGGCAAGACUUCUCCUUCUCGCCAAGUAAAUCUAUUUUUUGA
Molecule: messenger RNA, 648 nt
Organism: Microthlaspi erraticum
Lineage: Eukaryota; Viridiplantae; Streptophyta; Magnoliopsida; Brassicales; Brassicaceae
Source: the annotation of a GenBank genome assembly